Molecule: messenger RNA, 40143 nt
Organism: Podarcis lilfordi (Lilford's wall lizard)
Lineage: Eukaryota; Metazoa; Chordata; Lepidosauria; Squamata; Lacertidae
Source: the annotation of a GenBank genome assembly
AUGGCGAAGCGGUGUGGUUUUCGCGAGGAAAAGGGAAUGGUAACUCUGCCACUCAACUUUCCCAAAUAUAAUCCGAAAUAAAACCAACUCAUUCAGCAUCUGAUCUGGAAAGGGAAAGCACCGCGAUCCUACGCCAAAGUAUCUCAUUACAGGGAAAUGUGUCUCUUUUAAAAUAAAAAACAAAAAACAUUGUCCAGUAGCGUCAACAGGUUUACCAUACGCAAUGAGUCAAUCACCCAUCUCCUACUACCCUCCUGAGAAAAACCCCACCCCACCCUCCCACUGUAUAUAAGGCUCUGGUGACUUCUGUUGCAGUGUAUCUGAAGAAGUGCGCAUGCACACGAAAGCUUAUACCAAGAACAAACUUAGUUGGUCUCUAACCAACACGGCUACCUACCUGAAUCUUUUUUUUAAAGUUAGCUUCAUGCAACCUGAUGAAAGGAGGCGGAGGCUUCAUUUAGGACACAGAAGCAUUGCACCCGGGUCGGACUGUUCGCCCAUCUAAUCCUGUAUUGCAUACUCCGACCGGCAGCAGCUCUCUCUGGAGAUUUAAGCGGAAGGUAUUUCAAAUCAGCUGCCGCCUGGUACUUUGCCAGAGAUGGAAGUUGGCACUUUGUGUGCGGAGAGGCCUCGCCGCCAAGCUGUGAUUCCCAGCACAUGCACACGCAACCCGCCCAAAUCUAGGCAGCCUAUAUAGCUCGGACACGCUCUUACGUGCAGCCAGCCACACGUUCCACCUUUUCAGCCUCUUCGCCUGGCUUUGGGAUGACCCGCGAAGGGACACAAAGGGUCUUUUUCCAGUGACAUCUUAAGAUUCCUUUCCUGCCUAACUGGUGCGCGCUUGGGGAAAACAACAGCCAUUGGGUUCCUUGAACCGUACAUGGGACUGGCUUUUGUAAGGGGGUUGGGGCAGAACCUUGAACCCUUGGAGGAAAGUUCGGGCCAAGAGAUGUUGGGCUUGCAGUGCGGAAAAGAAGAAUCUCAGCGCGAGAACCUGGAAUAAUCUUAACACAUCCUUCAGCCACCUGGUGCACUCCAGACGUUUGGGAGUUGUAGUACAAAAUAUAUGGAGGGCACCAGGUGGCCUGAGGCUGUCUUACUUAACGCCGCCCAUGAAGUUGGGUUCUGGCCAAGACUUGCUGAAGGCACCCGCGCACAGCGAUCCUAUGCAUCUUUCCUUGGAGAUAAGCCCUCCCCGGUUCCAAGUGCGCAGAGCUCAGCCCAGGCGCAGAGCUCAGCCCUUCUCGACCGAGUUCUAGAUGUUUUCUUUUGCGGGGAGACGUUUAACGCCACCCCCAUGAAAACUACCACGGGAAACGAACAGUCCUCUGCCUCUGCCCGCCUUCCAGGGCCUGCUGAGGAUCGACCCUUUCCCGAUCCGUUCCUCCCUCCCUCCCGCAUUCAUUUUCUCCUUUAUUUAGCACCCAUCCUUUCCAUUUUAAACCUCAUUGUUUUCGCUCGAGCAGCCUCGAAUAAACACCCAGGAAAGCCGCGGAAGAAGUGAGAAGUCAUUUGUAGGUCAGGGUGAGCAACUUAAAGGCAUCUUUUAAAUUAUGGAUCAUCUUUUAGUCAUAAUUUUGGCCCCUCCCCGCAAUAUUUCUUCCCCUUUCUCCCUGCGAAGUCUAAGAAAGUACGAACCACUAUUUUACCUUCCCAUGAAAUAAUAAUAGCAACAUUUUCGUCUUCGUCGGUGUCAGCAAACGGAAUUAAAUCGUUUCCCGGAGGGUUGGAAUCUGCAGUUUUAUGGCGUCUCGGGCAACGAGAUAGAAUAAACUGAUAUUUAUUUACAGUCUCAAGGUGGCCUACAUGAUUCCUGUAUUGCAGGGGGUUGGACUAGAUGACCCUUGGAUCCCUUCCAGCUCUAGGAUUCUAUGAUUCUCCCCCGGCUCAUUUAAUCUUGAGAGGUAGGUCAGGCUGGGAGGCAGCGAGUGGUCCAAAGUCACUCAGCGACCUUGGGGAGGAUUUUAACCCUGGUCUUUCCCAGUUCCCAGCCUGUGACAUUUUAACCACACAAACUGUCUCUCGAUUUAUUUUGCUUUUCUCCCCCUUCCGUCUUUAAUAAGCAAGCAUCCAUUCUUCUGGAAAGAAAAGGAGAGGAGAGGGAAUAGAGCUAAUCUCAGAAAUUUGGAAUUAAAUUCUAUAUUAGUGCCAGGCCUUUCACAUUUAAAGUUUAAAAUAAAUCAAUUCUGUUUUCAAGCCUCGCCUUGGUUAUUUUUCACACACUCCUCAGUCCCCGCGCAGACGUAAAAUGAAAUGCCCUCCGAUUCGACGUGGUUUGUUUGGGAGGAGGAGAGAGAGAGAGAGAGAGAGAGACUUCUACUGCCUUUUCUUUAGUAUCAAGCACACUGUGACUUUUUCCCGGAAAGAUUUGGUAAAUCAGACGGCGGAUACAUAGCGCAGAUGGUUUGGAGGUGUCGGGUCACAUUAUGGCAUGCCUGGCUUCGCGUCUAAGUUCAUUCUGACGGAAAACCCUGAUAUUAUUUUCACAGAUCUACACAGUUCACUUGAAAAAAAACCCUCCGAGCCAUUUUCAUCAUUUAUGCGAGGCUUGCUGCUAGCGGGAUGGAAAGCCUUUCUAUAUUGCUCAUUUUCAUAAAGACGACAGGAGGAGAACUGCAGAGAAACAAGACCGGGCAGGGCGUGUUUGUGCGCGCGUAAUCAAACGCUGAGUGCGGGGAGCGCCGGGGGGGAACGGACCCCAUUCCGUAAGCAUUUCUUUUUAUCAAGAGUCUAGCCCUCUUGAAGGCAGAAGAGUUGGACGUGAUGCAACUCGGUUUCUCUGUCCAGCUACGCCGAGGGUUCGGACCGGUUUUAUAGACACUUUUCUGCAGAGCACACAAGCGGUGUACGUAUAGAAUCGGAGAGUUCGAAGGGACCCCCAGAGCCAUCUAGUCGACCCCCCUGCAUCUCAGGAAUCCCAGCUAAAGAGAUGGCCAUCUUACUUCUGCUUUUAAAAAAUCCCGUGAAGGAGAGUACACCACUUUCCGUUCCACGACUGAGCAGUUCUUACAGCGGGAAAGUUCUUCCUGAGCAAUAACCAGAGCAAUAGUCUUACAGAGCAAAACUGAAAUAAUAAAUAGCAAAAUUAAAAGAACAUGAAACUGAUUCGAGGCCCAUUGCGGCCUCCAGUAGAACCCAAUCCACAGGUUCCGAAGCCAAUUCCGUCAAACUAUUUGCUAUUUUUCGCUUUGUUGUUGUUCAGUCCUUUAGUCGUGUCCGACUCUUCGUGACCCCCUGGACCAGAGCACGCCAGACACUCCUGUCUUCCACUGCCUCCCGCAGUUUGGUCAAACUCAUGCUGGUAGCUUCGAGAACACUGUCCAACCAUCUCCUCCUCUGUCGUCCCCUUCUCCUUGUGCCCUCCAUCUUUCCCAACAUCAGGGUCUUUUCCAGGAGUCUUCUCUUCUCAUGAGGUGGCCAAAGUAUUGGCGCCUCAGCUUCACGAUCUGUCCUUCCAGUGAGCACUCAGGGCUGAUUUCCUUCAGAAUAGAUAGGUUUGAUCUUCUUGCAGUCCAUGGGACUCUCAAGAGUCUCCUCCAGCACCAGAAUUCAAAAGCAUCAAUUCUUCUUUAUGGUCCAGCUCUCACUUCCAUACAUCACUACUGGGAAAACCAUAGCUUUUACUAUACGGACCUUUGUUGGCAAGGUGAUGUCUCUGCUUUUUAAGAUGCUGUUUAGGUUUGUCAUUGCUUUUCUCCCAGUCAUGGACAAACAAAGUGAAGGGCUCUUAUCAAAACUGCUUCGCGCAGAAGGUUCUAGGUUUAAUUCCGACCAUUUCCCGGCAGGGCCGGGAGAAAACCCAACCUGAAACGCCGCUUGCCGGUGUAGUGGCAAUGCCCAGCGAGAUGACCUGUUGGCCUGAGUCGCUCUUGAAAAGCUUCCGGUGUUCCUAAACCAGAACCACAAUGAACUGGAACCGGUGUGAUCAAAAUAAGUCGUGAAAAAUAAAACGAAAAAGGCUGAUUUUAAGAACUGGGCUGGUGGAGACGCCAGCCAUUGAACGACUUUGUGUUGGUGUUUAUUGCCAUGAGAGAGGAAUUCCGGAGCCGUGGGGUACCGGGUCGCUUCUUCUUCACCCCGCGAUGUCUGCUUGGGGUGAGGUCCUCAAUCUCCGUCUGAAAUGCGCCCUACUUCUAACAGGACUGGAUACGAAAUUGGUAACGAUUUCGCAUUGCGCGCACGUUCAUGCUACAAUUCUUCUCACGCUUACCACUCGGUAGGACGUGGCUCCGUGCAAGUAGGUAUAGGGUCGCGCUGCACGUCCUAUAGAAAAGUAAAUGUGUUUCGGACUGGGUUAAAAGCUGGAUCCUUUCUCGUCUGAGUAAAGCACUCCAGCCUGCAAUAACCUCCCUUACUUGGGGGUAAAUUGCGCUCAAUAGGGAUUACUUCUGAGUAGACACGUAUAUGACUACACUGUAAAGGCGCCGUCGAUUUAAAAGUGAGAAUCAAGCGGUUUGUUAAAUGACUCCAGAUGAAAUAAAUAGGGUUUAACAUGUUUGCCUUGAGCAGGGUUUGCGCCUUUAACUCCCACUUCUUUCAAAGGGAAAGAGAGUUGAGCGUACAUUAAAUAUAUCUGGAUCGCGCCCAUUAUUUUACUGGCGAAUGAAGCAUAGGCGCAUGUAAUUGGCCGCCAACCGCUUAGCUCUGAGAAAACUGACCCCAUUUCUUUAGCAAACAGAUAGUGAUUGCUCAACCCUCUACCCGUUGGAUUCAAUGGGAUUACUUCCAAGUAUAAGAUCGCGCUGUUUACCAGCUCUUGUAUACAACAGAGUAUUUAGUCACAGAAGUAUAAAGUUGGAAGGGACCCGAGGGUCAUCUAAUCCAACCCCCUGCAGUGCAGGAAUUUCAACUAAAGCAUCCAUGACAGAUGGCCAUCCAACCUCUGCUUAAAAACCUCCAAGGAAGCAGAGUCCGCCACCUCUCGUGGGAGUCUGUUCCACUGUCGAACAGCUCUCAGAAAGUUCCACCCGAUGUUUAGUCUGAAUCUCCUUUCUUGUAAUUUGAAGCCCUCCAGAGCCAGAGAAAACAAGCUUGCUCCAUUUCCCGUGGAACAGCCGUCCAGAUAUUUGAAGAUGGCUAUCAUACCUCUUCUCAGUCUUCUCUUCUGCAGGCUAAACAUACCCAGCUCCUUCAACCGUUCCUCAUAAGGCUUGAUCAUCUUGGUUGCCCUCCUCUGCACAAUUUCCAGUUUCUCAAUAUCUUUCUUUGAUUGUGGUGCCCAUAACUGGACACAGUAUGCCAAGUGUGGCCUCACCAAGGCAGAAUAGAGUGGUACUAUGAUCAAACCUAUCCAUUCUUAAGGAAAUCAGCCCUGAGUGCUCACUGGAAGGACAGAUCGUGAAGCUGAGGCUCCAAUACUUUGGCCACCUCAUGAGAAGAGAAGACUCCCUGGAAAAGACCCUGAUAUUGGGAAAGAUGGAGGGCACAAGGAGAAGGGGACGACAGAGGACGAGAUGGUUGGACAGUGUUCUCGAAGCUACCAGCAUGAGUUUGAUGAAACUGCGGGAGGCAGUGGAAGACAGGAGUGCCUGACGUGCUCUGGUCCAUGGGGUCACGAAGAGUCGGACACGACUAAACGACGAAACAACAACAUCAUACCUCUUCUCAGUCUUCUCUUUUGCAGGCUAAACAUACUCAGCUCCUUCAACCGUUCCUCAUAAGGCUUGAUCAUCUUGGUUGCCCUCCUUUGCACAAUUUCCAGUUUCUCAAUAUCUUUCUUUAAUUGUGGUGCCCAUAACUGGACACAGUAUGCCAAGGCAGAAUAGAGUGGUACUAUGAUUUCCCUUGAUCUGAACACUAUACUUCUGUUGAUGCAGCCUAGAAUAGCAUUCGCUUUUGUUGCUGCACUUUCACACUGUUGACUCAUGUUAAGCUUGUAGUCUACUAAGACCUCUAGAUCCCUUUUACAUGUACUACUGGCUUUGAGCCACUGACUUAGAUGGCUUUUGGCCAAUUGGUGAUGGUAAAGAAGAAGAUUAUCGGCUGUGACAGCUAAAUGGGAACUUCCAGGUUCGGAGGAAGUCUACCGCUGAAUACCACAACAAAGGUGGAGAGGUGUUGCACUUCCCCACUGCUGGGCUGCCCCUCAACAGAGCGGUAAAACCUUUGCCUUACAUGCAGAAGGUCACAGGUGCAAUCCCCAGCGACAUCUCUAGGUAGGACUGGGAGAGACCCCCUACCUGAAACCCAGAAGAGUCUCUGCCAGUCCGUGCAGAUAGUAUUGAGUUAGAUGGGCCCAUGGCACAAGGCGAAGCUUUCUAUGUUCCAGAAGACUUCUGAAAGGGAAUUUGCUCUCACCCAAGGUUUCCCAAACUUGGGUCUCCAGCUGAACUACAAUUCCCAUCAUCCCUGAAUACUGCUCCUGCUAGCUAGGGAUCAUGGGAGUUGUAGUCCAAAGACAGCUGGAGACCCAAGUUUGGGAAACCCUGGUUUAACCAAUACUAGCUAUUUUAAAUGCUCCUCUCUAUAUAAAGCAGGGAGGGGUAGCCAAUGUGGUGCCCUACGCAUGUUCUCCAACCCUUCUCAGCCCCAGCCAGUAUGGCCAAUUGUUAGAGCUGAUGAUGUUUGUAGUCCCGAACACUUGGAGUCAACAGGUUGACUAGCUCUGCUCUAAGGAUCAUUUCAUUGAUUUGGAGCCUUGAGGGUGCUGUGGAAUUUAGAGUCAAAAUAGUUUCUCAGUUGUUGAGCCGGAGGAGGGCGGUGACGCUGGGAGGAGACUGGAAAGCAGAUUCUUCACGCCAUCCACGCUGCGCCCUCUGCGCUUCCAAGGACCAGCGGUGUUAAGGUGCACACACCUCGAUUUUAUGGACAGCUGGAUUAAAAACGGCCUUCGGGUGUCCUGGCAGGGGGGAAUAAGCUCUCAUGGCGCCGGAUUCUGUCCACCGGACCGCAGUUCUAUGUAUACAGGCAGGGACAUCUAAUACAUUGCAGCAGCUCUCGCUCUCGCUCUCUCUCUCUCUCUCUCUCUCUCUCUCUGUGUGUGUGUGUGUGUGUGUGUGUGUGUGUGUGUGAGAGAGAGAGAGAGAGAGAGAGAGAGAGAGAGCGAGCGAGCGCAUUCAGGCAUUUUUAUAUAUUCACUUCCACUGGCUCCUGCACUGAGGCCCGUCCUAAUUUCAGCAGCAAAGCAGAGUCCUGCGUAAUUUCUGUCGCAGCAAGGCGGACGCGUGCGUAAAAGCCUAAUUUGGAUAGAGUUGGGUGUCAAACUACCCCACUCCUGUUUAUUAUUUAGCAUUAGGAAGCGUUCACACGUGCGCAAGAAACCCGCGAAACAAAACACCACCACAAGAGAGGGCCGAGGGUGCUUUGGGAGGCACGCGUGAAGCCAUUCUCAACGUUCAGAAGGCAAACAUUCAGAACCACGUUGAGGCUCGUGUGAAAACAGCCGCCGGGAUCAUUUGUCACGACAAAGGUAUGAAAAACAAAACAAAUCAGCACGGGCCUCCAUUUGUGCUUUACGGAUGAGGCGGGUCAGAAGCUUUAAAAGUCAGGGCUUAAAAUAAGGCAAUAUAUCCCUGGUGACCAGGGCCGGAUUAAAACCUUUCUAGGCUCUAAGCACCAAAAAAGUUAUGGUGCCCCUCAUGGGCGUAGCAGAAUCGAGUAGGGGCAGAACAGAGCUAUAUGCCACGCGCUUAGUCACUUUGUUAAGUAUUUUUAGUUAUUUACUUGAGGGAGGGGCAGCUGCCCCCCUUCCUCACCUUGGCUACGUCCAUGGUGCCGCCAUCCGUAGCUCAAAAUAAAAGCAAUACUAAACCCGUAAAAUAAAAAUUCACAACAAAAUAAAACGUGGAUUUAUUAUAACAUUUGACCGGAUCUGAUUUCCUUGCAUUGUUUCCAUCUAUCUUAAUAGGGCGCCCCUUGGUUUAGUUGGAAAAGUGUACGGAAGUCAAAUAAAGCUCUGAUUCUUCCCAUGAUGACUACUUCGAAGCCUUUUCUUUAAAAAAAAAAUGAAAUGCCAAAUUCUAAAAAAAUAAAAAUUAUAAUAAAAUCAAUGUGCCCCUGCUUUGUUGCUGCCCUACAGUGUGUACUUAGUCUGCCUAUUGGAGAGUCCAGCACAACGGAUGAGCCUCAGACCUGCUACUUCUUUUAAUCAGUCCCUAUCCGACCCUUAGGGUUAAGUCAAAAGUGAAAGCAGUUUAGAUUCCUGCCAAACUGUAGCGACGCCAAGGAUUCUGAAAGUUGCCUUUCCGAUGAAUCUGUCAUUCUGUAAGAAAGGCCUGAUUCCCUGUCUCUUGGAGAGACUCUCUUUUCUUUUGUCUCUCUCUUUCUAUUUCUCUCUCUCACGCACGAAAAAAAAUAGCAGGAGUAAGGGAGGGAAAACAGAGACAUAAAAUAAUACAGUGCAAAGUCAUAACUGUGAAACCGUCACAUUUAUCACUUCGGGGUUUCUGUGCAGCUUUGCUAGGGAGUUGCAAUUCCCUGAGAUCUGAGGUUGAUCUACAGAAGAGAGAGCCAUUUGCUAAAUUUUUGAUUCCUGCAAGCUGACUGUUUUCUAAGCGCAGAAGUGCAUCUCCCCAGUUUAAGCAGACAAAUCUGUCAUUCCAAGUACAAUGUUGCCCUGUGACUCACAUACCCCUCUUCCUGCGUAAGGAGGGAAGCCUCUCCAGCACAACAUCCCAUUAUACUGAGUCAAGGAGCAAACAAGUGUAAUGGGGAUGAAAGCGGCCCUUUGUCAUCCGUGAAACAUUUAAUACUUUCAAAGUCCUACUGUUCGCCUUGCAUAUCAUAACAGCAGGCUCAUGAGACCAAAUCCAGCCCAGGAGGAUGGAGAAAGAAAAAAAUAUAUCUCUGGAGUCAAUGGAACAGUUGUCAAAGAACAAACGACUGGUUUAUUUAGACAAAUGAAUCUGUUCGUGAUAGUGGAUAUAAAUGUUAAAACGAAACAAAACAGCUCUAUUUUUUUUAGGAAUUAUGCUGUGGAUAGUAUUGCUUACCUUCCCCAAUCGUGUUUUUUAUGUUUGGUUUUCUGGAUUCGUGAACAAUAAGAUCAGGCAAUCAACGGAAAGCAAGUCAAUUUAUACACAUUUGUUUAAUUUGCAUUGCCUGCUUAUUUAUUUGCUGUGUAGAUUUUUCCUCCUUCCUUGAGGAAAGGCGCACCCUUGAGAUACCUUAUAAAUGUACAAUCUAUGUGAAGUAGAUCAUGCCGGCCACAUGACCCGGAAAGCUGUCUGUGUGGACAAACGCUGGCUCCCUCGGCCUGAAAGCGAGAUGAGCACCGCACCCCAUAGUCGCCUUUGACUGGACUUAACCGUCCAGGGCUCCUUUACCUUUCCAAAUUCACAUUCAGGGAUCACAGCAAUGGCCCGGUCUAUAUAUUUGCAGCAGAAUGGCCAAGGUCUGAGGUGGCACAAUGGAUUGCACCACUUUAGGUCGGGUGGAGGGGGCGGGACAGACCACAUUUUUAAAAGAGUUGUAAAAAUAACUGUAUCAGAAGGAUGCUAACACGGCAAAGGGAAAGAUUCUAGCCCAGCCCAUUGUCAGCUGUUCUGCUUUUCUAUUUGUAAAAGGUUUUGGUUUGGAAUGCAUGUGUGAGCAUUCACAAAUGUUAUUCCACCCCACACAAUGUGAAGUGGUAUAAGCCGUUAUCAUCUUCUUUUCCUGGACAAAAAGGACCCGUUGAAAGUCCGGUAGAGAUUCCCAGGCCGGUUUUCCAUUGAGGACAAGAGAUAAGGAAUUGUAUGGACAAUAUGAAGGCAACUUCCCAUUAGAUAUAAUUUUGGACUCCGUGUUGCCUAAUCAUUGUUUUCUCAUCCGCUUCUGCAACUUGUGUAGCUCACGUUUGGCAAUAUUAGUGGCAUAAGGCUAUAUUGUUUGCAUACACAGGUCUUGUCAAUUGUUUGACGUGCUUAAUUCAUAAAUAAAUAUCUGUCCUGGGUCAAUAAGAAUCAGUGGUGGCUGCAAGAAAAAAGAUGGGAAGGGGGAAAGCAUAUGAUAAUGACAGGAGUUCAGCAAUGGCAAGGCAAGUUGGUGGGGUGAGCUUCUUGCUUGGGGGGUGCUUGUGAUAAGAAUUAUACAUAGCCAGCUCCUGCGUUUAUUUUAUUUAUUUAUUUACAGAUUUAUUAACUUUUAAAAGAUGAUAGUCUUAUUCUUUUUUGGAUUUUACAGAAUCUGUUUACAAAGUUGCAUCUAUGGUCUGAUGAGCCUCCAAACAGGUCAUGUAACAGAACAACACAAAACACUUAAAAUACAGUUUUGGCGUUGGGAGCUGUGCCGUUAAGGGUGUUGGGAAUGAGAGUCACUGAAAGGAGGAGGAGAUUUGUAGAGCACAGCUAGAACUCAUUCCUAAUCUCCAAGGGUGGGUAGCUUGUUACUUUCCUGCUAUUGUUGGACUCCAGCUCCCAUCAGCUGUGGCCAGCAUAGCCAAUGGUCAAGGAUGACGGGAGCUGUAGUUCAGCAACAUCUGGACGUUUCCAGAUUUCCCACCUUGCCAUAGACAGUAUCAGGCUCUGCUUAAAAUAUAGCAUUAAUAAUAUUAAUUGACCCUGCUGGAUUAGGCCAAUGGCCAGACUAGCCCAGCUUCCUGUUGUCAUUGUGUCCAACCAGAAGAUUAUGGGAAGCCUAAAAGCCUUAGGCUCAUUAUGAGCCAACUAUCAAUGACACCUGUUAUUUUAAGAACACUGAGAUCACCUCUCAAUUAUAAAAUUAAAUUUCCAGCCUUUAUGAUGGCUGAAAUAAUAUUGGAACCACAUAAACUGCAUCUAUUGAAGCUUUUGAGACACUGAGCAGCAAGCCUUCCCAUUUAAAAAUGAAUAUCUCAUCCCCUCUUCCACUGGGAAAAUUGAGGUUAUUGUAUUUGCUUUCUAAAACAACUUAAUUUAUGUGUGUACACUUUGAUAUUCAGUAUUUCUACAACCGCAUUUGGCAUUUCCUCAGCUCAGGAGUAAAAUUGGGGGGUUUUUUGGGGGGGGACCAUCCAUAACUUCAGUGUUUGACCUAUCGGAGACCACUGUUUCCUUGUUAAUCACUGGCUUGCCUCAAUAAAAUAAGAGUGAAUUAUUUCAUGAUGUGCUUUUAUGGCGAGAACAUUUAUACUAGAGAUGACAUUGCUCAUCCAAACGUAUGAAGGAUUUUCAUUUCUACUAUUUAGUUGUGGGCCUUUGUAAUCAGUAUUUGACAACUUAAGGCACUUCAUGAUGGAGCAAUCAAUUGGUCCUCUUUGUUAACAACAUUUAUGGCAUUGUCAUCAUCGUAAGUAGUUCCAGUAAUGAAUUUGCUGUAUAUUACUUGUAAUUCAUAUCUGACCUUGGAUGGCAAUUAUCAGCUUCUCUGUCUGGGAUUCCAAACACGCCCCCCCGCCCCCCGUUCAUAGCUAUGCUAUUGAUGUUCCAUUGUCAGAGUAACCAUCAACUUAUCUUGCUGGGUAACAAUUGCAUAAGUUCUUAUCCGUGAAUUUAUCCACACUGUCAAAGCCAGCUUUCAAUAAUGUUUUAGGGCACUUACUAUAGUUGAGGGGAGAUGAAUGAACUAUCAAUUAAAGCACUGAAUGCUAUCCUUCUUCAAGGAAAAUAGUAUUUUUUGCCAAACGGACGCAAUCAGAUACAAACGAGUAAAGAAAAUGGAAGGGGAGGGGGACUGAGGUAAACAUAGGAUUCUGUUUUUUUUUUAAUCUCCAUAGCAAUCAACUGCAAGAGUUCUUCCUUGACUGAAUAGAAACUAACCUUUUUGACAGUAAGAGCAGUUUGACAAUGGAAUGGUCUCCCUUGGGAGGUGGUGGACUCUCCUUCCUUGGAGGUUUUAAAGCAGAGGUUGGAUGGUCAUCUGUCAAGGAUGCUUUAGCUGAGAUUCCUGCAUUGCAUGAGGUUGGGCUAGAUGACCCUCAGGUCCCUUCCAACUCUAAGACUCUAUGAUUCUAUUACUGUAUUCAUCUAUUGCACUAGCUCAGCUCUUGAAGUGUUACAGGAUGUUCAUCAGCAUUCCAAUUGCUCAGAUGUUAAAAAACAAACACAAAACUGCUUGUGUGUAAGGCUUAGGGCAGUGGUGUCCAAACUUUUUUCAAAGAGGGCCAGAUUUGAUGAAGUGAAGGGCCAUGAGGGCUGACCAAAGGGCCAACCCAAGUUGUUGACCUUUUAUUAUUACAGUAUUAUUAUUAUUAUUAAAGAUUUUCUUGGUUUACAAAAGUAUGAGCAAUGUCUCUCCCCACCCCAGCUACAUUUUUACAGAUCAGUUUCAUUUGUUGAGGCAUUAGUGUUACAUUAGGAAGAAAAAGGGAGAAAGAGGUGGAUGGGGGAAAGGUGAGUGGGGCGGGGACAGGUGGUGAUGUUUCUCUUUUACUUAAUAUAUGUGUUGACCUUUUUGUAGAAUUGAAGUUGUUGAGCUUUUUUUUAGGGUUGAAGAUUUUACCCCAGAAAAUAAACUGUCACAGGGGCUGGAUUAAACCAACUGUUGGGCCGGAUUAGGCCCCCGAAAUGGACUUUGGACAUACCUGGUUUAGGGACAGUUAAGAAAUGUACACCUGUUUCCUCUGAUGAGUAUGGAUCAGAGCAGCAAAAGGAGUUCUGCAAUGUAAGCCUAUACAUGUAUACUCUGGAGUAAGUCCCACUACAAUGGGGUUUACUCCUAGGGAAGUGUGUGGAUUGCAGCCUUAGGCUGGAUAUGCAUGAUUCAUUUGUGAGACAUUCAUGAAACAAGAAGCUUGGUGACAGAAAGACAUUAACAAGUGCCUUAAACUGCAGCAGGGAGGGUGGUGAGGUGGUGACAGAAUACUGUAAACAGACAACGAUGCCAUAAGCAAAUCAGAAUAAAACGAAGAGAUCUUAGUACAGAUGCUGAUGCCUAUAUAACAGUAUAUUCAGUGUGGUGUUUUUCAAUGCCAAAUUUGAGCAACUGUGUAUUAAAACAUACUGUAUAUAUUAUAAAUAAACCUCUCUUUUUAUGCAAUUAUGUUGGUCUGAUUCAUUUUCUGUCUCUUUGUGUUUUCAACCUAAGGUCAGUUUAGUCAGUGCUUCCUCCAUGCUCCUCCUGCAUUUCUUGAUGCGUGAGUUUUCAUUUCCCCAGGCAACAUAUCCUGUCUGUGACUGACAAUAGGCUACAUUUUGAGCAGAAUUAAUUCAUUGCAUCUGCCCAUAUCUCACUUCCAGUGUGCUUUCUCCUCCUCCUUCUCCAGUUGCUGCAUCUUUCCUUCAUCUCCUGCCUGACCAUCAGUUUUAGACUACCACAUUUUACUUCCCUCUUUCUCAUUAAACAAUCUGCUUCCCCAACCAUGUGCACCCAUGAUGCUCUUCCUAUUUGUUCUCUCUGCCAGUUCAAUUGGGCGAGCAACUCAUGAGGUUGCUUGGGGCAGGAAAAUGUAUGUGUUGUGGCGAAGCUGCAUGGAAUCUAAGGGGUGGACCCUGGGAUCCCUUAUAAUGACACAGAAUACUUUGGGGAUAGAAUUAUGACAGUAACAACUGUACUCAAUUUUAAGUGCUGCACGGCUCACACAUGACCCAGCAGUUGCUUCCAUGUCUGGCAAAGAAUGUGGUACAACAGCCCUUGGGUCAAUAAAGUGCCUUGAGGUGGCGUGAUCUAUUUAGAAGUACAUCCUACUGGGUUCAAUGAGGCUUACUACCAUUCACUACCAUAGGUGUACCAUUCACCAUAGAUUCAAGUUACAAGAAAAGAGAUUCCAACUAAACAACAGGAAGAACUUUCUGAUGGUAAGAGAUGUUCGACAGUGGACCGGACUCCCUUAGAACAGACAUGACCAAAGUCCAUUUUGGGGGGCCUAAUCUGGCCUGCCGGUUGGUUUAAUCCAGUCCCCAUGGCAGUUUAUUUCCUGGGGUAAAAUCCUAAAAAAACCAUCAACUACUUCAAUCCUAAAAGAAGCUCAACAACUCCAACCCUUUAAAAAAGCACAGCAACUCUUCAAUCCUAAAAAAAGGUCAACAACAUUGAUUGGCCCCCACGGCCCUUCACUUCAUCAAAUCUAGCCCUCUUUGAAAAAAGUUUGGACACCACUGCCUUAGAAGGUGGCGAACUCUCCUUCAUUGGAGGCUUUUAAGCAGAUGUUGGAUGGCCAUCUGUCAUGGAUGCUUUCAGUGGCAGAUCUUGGGGCCCCAAAUUUCACUGGCGCCACUAAAAUUCGGCACUCUUACACCUCUCAUGCUCCAUUGUAAAUCAUAGUUGUGACGUCCCCAGCAGCACCCCCAAGGCUCUAUGCCCAGUGUGACCAAACUGGUUGCACUCCCCCAAAACAACAUCUGAUGCUCUAGUCGGGAUUCCUGCAUUGCAGGACAUAGGACUAGAUGAGCCUCAGCGUCCCUUCCAACUCUACACUUCUAUGAUAUAAACUUGCAUAGGGCUGCAACCUUGUAUUCAGUCCUUUGUGUCUUUGCAAGGGAGGUGGGUGGGAAGAAGAUCACAAUUAAUUGACUCCACCACGGGGUCACAAAGAGUCGGACACGACUAAACAACAACAACUGUGAUCCCUGACUCUGCCUACCAGUAGCUGCCAGUGGGUACCAGCCUCCAGGUUUAGAGGCAACAAGCCUCUAGAUACCAAUUGCUGGAUAAGGGUGAGAAAUACCAAUUGCUGGAUAAGGGUGAGAAAUAGUCAUUGCCCUCGUGUCCUGCUUGUGGGGCUUCCAAGUGUCUUUUGGCUAGCUUGGCCACUGUGAUUUGUUUUCCCACACUGAACUUCAAUUCACCAAAGCUGUCAUCUGUGCAUGUGUUGUCAUCAGCACAUACGUGGCAGCUGCCUGAAAUUGUCUGGGGAUAUGCUGCAUUAAUUCUCCAGUAGAUGGAGCAUCUUCAUUGCUUUUCUUCAAGAGUAUUUGGGGAAAGAGAAAGGAAGAGAAAGUGAGUUGAUUCAUUAAAAAAAACAAAUGCAAAGAGAUCUGUUCCCACUGAUUUCAGUCAUGUAUUCAAAACUUUGGGGCUAUACUCAUGACCACCUUUAAUUUCCCAAUUUUGGUGCAGUAUGAUAUUGCAUUUUCCUAGUAGUCAAACCACAGUAUUAUGUACUUUGGAAAAAUGGAUACUUCUUCCUCCAGGAUCAUAGCUGUUAACAUUGACUGUAUACAGGGCUUUUUUCAGCUAGAACCAUUUCAGCCAAGAACCACACACUUAAGUGGCCGGUAGUAGUACUCUUUAAUACUUCAAUCUUUUUUUUUUAAAAAAGUGUGCAUUUAUUUAAUCCCGAGCAAAUAUGGCUUAGAACUGCACUCUUCUUGUGGGGUUGCCCAGGGAAUCAAGCAGACAUGCAAUCUGAGUCAUGGCAAGGGAAUUGCCCAAAGGUGCUUGGAGAAGAUUAUGGUUGUUAAUAUAGAUAAUGAUGAUGAUAAUAAUAAUAAUAAUAAUAAUAAUAAUUUUUUUAUUAAAUUUGUAUACUGCCCUCCAUCCAAAUGUGCUUGGAGAAUACUCUUGUUGCUAAUUUAGUAGAUUAUAAUUCUAAUAAUUUAUUAAAUUUGUAUACUGCCCUUCACCCGAAGGUGCUUGGUCAUGGGGUUGCCAUAUGUCCAGAAUUUCCUGGAAGACUCACUUUUGUGUCUGGAUUUUCACUUUUUGAAAUAUGUCAACCCUAUUAAGUUUGGAGAAGAAUACUGUCGUCGUUAUUUUUAUAUAUUUCUCGUCACCACCAUUUAAAUUUGUAUACCACCCCUUAAUCCAAAGAGCCCAGGGAGCUUCACAGAGGGAGUGACUAGGGAGCAAAGCCUUCUUGGACGCAGCGGGCUCAACCCCUUCAGGGCUUCCCGCCAAAUGAAUCUCCUCAGGCGGCGCAGCUCCCCUCCCCCGCCCGCCCCGCUGCCGUUAGGACUUAAAAUAAAGGCGGGAAACAGGCUGCCGAGCGCCUGAGGCGGAUCACCGCAGCCAAACGGCGGUUAAAGCACCGCGAGCAGCGCCUCAGAAACGCGCGUCUUUCCUCCGCCUCCUCAGCUUUUCCCGCGCUUUCCCCCCUCCAGGGCGGCGCCAUUUUGCUUUCUGCUGAACAGUGUUUUAAGAGGUUGACUCUCAGCCUCCCUGUGAGCCUUACUGCCCCCAUUGAAUAAACAGGACCCCCCCUAAACGAAGUGGGGGGGGGUUGUUUUGUUUUUUGACGAAGGACAGCAGGUCUGGUGCCAUACACGCCGCAGAUUAUUUUUAUCUGUUCUUCUGAAACCGUGUUUGUAGUGGUUUUUUUUGUCAUCAAUAGGGUUUUAAAAUCUAUUUUUAUUACUGUUGUUGUCAGACUGCCUUUAAAUCACGUUGGGGGUGAAGGCUGUAGUUUGAAAGUAUUUUUAAAGUGGCCUUCGGUUGAGGGGGCUGUAUGGAAAUUUAAUAAACAAACAAAGAAAGAAACAGGGUUUUGUAGAAAUGCAGAUUUCACCCAGAACCAUCAUGUUAUGUGGUCUGGAAACUUUACACCUGACUUAAUUUUGAAUUUAGACAAAAAUGUCGCUGUCGUGCUAAGCACUCCUCCUGACUGAUCAUUUAAGGAUUGUGUUUAUCGUUACCUGUGAAAACAUUUAUGAUGGGCAAAAGAUUGGUGAACGUGGAGUGUAACUUUGAACACUUUUAACAUUGGAAAGUUUGUGAUGCUUAUUCAGAUACAUUAAAAUUUAUUAAUGGUAAAAAGCUGGUUAAAGACUCCAGCUAUCAUUACGAACAGGUCAGUGGAAAAAACUGCCUCAGACAAAGUGGGAUAAUUUUACAAGAGGGUUAAUGUUAGCUUCAUAUUCCCUCCUUUUUCACGAAAAUUUCACCCCUGCCUUACAAAGCAUCUCCCGCGCUAGCAUAGCCUGUAAUAAUAAUAAUAAUAGAAUUUAUAUACUUUACUACCCUACACCCAGGCCUUUACAGCAAGGGGUGGGUUUUCUUUUCAUUUGUCUCCAAUUUUCAUUUUGUAUUGGUGGGGCUAUUAUGUCAUUGUGAGUUUGUUCUUUUAUUAUGUUCUUCCUUUUCUUUUCCCUCUUCAUGUAGGUUUACAAAAUGGCUGAUGUCAUGUUAAACAACCUGAACAAACUACUGCUACAGCUUGGUAUGUUGCCGUGUGGUUCAGCUUUGGAAACAAGCAAGGGAGAGUCCUUCAGUUACCUAUAGUUUUUGAUUAUUUGCAUAUAUUGUUUGCCUCACAGUGUUAUAACACAUUUAAAACACUUUUUCUUUACAGUACUAAUGUAGCUGAGUCCCAUAUGGAUCUGUGUUACUGGGUUAAGAUAGAAUUACACUUGACGCCAAACUACAUGUUAUAAGGUCCUAACAGUCACUUCUAAGCAAAUUUGAGAGAGGAGAAUUAAUAGCAAAGAAUGGUGGGAAUGGUUUAAUUCUUCCUCUCCUUUCCCCAUCAGCAGUUUUCUGCUUUGUACAGGUUUGGAUGGAUGUUUAUAAGGGAAAUGCAUCUGAAAUGCAGGAAAAGCAGCUUUGGGAUGCGGAAGGAGGGGAAGCAGCUGAUAGGGUAUAGUUUAAUAUAGGCAAGCCAUAGGCAAACAGCUUGAAUACACCUAGCACUGAAAUAAAAUAUAGUAUUCAAGUGACUAAGUUACUGUUUUAAAAUGCAAAUUAGUUUUCACACUUACAGUACCGUAAUAUCUGAAGGCAAUGAUAUCAUUCAUCUAUAUGUUUCUGCUACAGUGUUUCAGCUGCAGCAAGCCUCUUACUCCAAGGAACAUUUGAGGCAACAGAUACAGAGUGAGUCGACUUUAAUACAUAAAUUUUGUCAGAAUCUUGCAUUUGUUGCAGUUGAAGCUCUCAUAUAUACUUCUGCAUGCCCUUUGCCUUUCCUUGAUAGAAACAUUCCUCUUAUCCUUGGUGGGUUGUAAUGGAAACUGGUCCUCAUUGUCGAGAAGUUGUACUUUUGGUCUGAGAAUUGGUUAUGAUUCACAACUUGUGGUGUCUAUCCAAAGGCGUGUCUAACAAAAAACACACACACAGACAAAAACCACCAUGCACAAGGACCUGCUACCUUAUUGAAACAAAUGUAGCAGCCCUAGAAAGCAGGGGAGCUCCAGAUGCAUAGUAGACCUCCAGUAUCCAUAAGAACAGGCAUAGGCAACCAAAGUCCUCCAGAUGUUUUGGGACUACAAUUCCCAUCAUCCCAGACCACUGGUCCUGUUAGCUAGGGAUAAUGGGAAUUGUAGUCCCAAAACAUUUGGAGGGCCGAGGUUGCCUGUGCCUGCAUAAGAAGGUGCUGGACCAACAUUCUGGGUGGAAUUUAGCAUCAAGCUCUUUCAAACAUUCUAUCUGUUCAAGCAUUUCUGCUUGCUGGUCAGAAUUAUACCCUCUCCCCCAACCCCAAACUAAUUUUGGGAGAGUGUGUGGGGAGCAGAGGAGGGCAGGUCUUGUUGUGUAAGCAAGUCUUUGUGCACAGCUUCUGCUGAUGAGACUGUUAGGUAAAUUCUGCUCUAUAGCUCUAACCUUGGAACAUAUUGGGUGGUUCCAGUUGUAUAGUUUGUAUCCCAGUGACCUAUUCCGAUCUUAAAUUCCAUCAAACAUGAAAUAAACAUUUUCUUUCAGUAUAUUCUGCAAAUACUGCAGGGAAAAAGAUUGAGAUCUGUCAGCUACAAGAAGAAAUUAACAAAAACAAGGAGGCAAUUGCUAGCCUACGCAAACGAAACAAUAGCUGUAGAGAGAAUUGUAAUGCGUAAGUAUAUGGUAAAAACUUUAUUUCUGAAACCGCAAUUGGCUAUAAUAUACCUCUUUGUAAUCAAGCAAUUAUGGAUUUAGCUAGUAAGAAGGGGUGUGAAGUUAUUUUGUUAUAGACAGAGAAGAUACAUAGCACUUUCUGAGGUUUAAAAGUGCUUUCAGUACAUUAUCUCUAUAAUCUUACAGCAACUCGGUCAGUCAGUAUUAUUAUUUACAUACUGCGUAUGGGUGGUAGAGGUCUGAAUGGGUCUGACUGGAUUAAACCCUUUCAGAGGCCCCUAGGCAGUCUCAAACUUGGGGGGUCCCUUGUGUGUGUGCUUUAGUGGGAUAACAUUGAACUAAGAAAGCUUGGUUGUAAUUUUCUUUCAAGAUCAAAUUAAUAUUACUUUGAUCUGUUGUCGUGGGGCCCCUAAAAGGUGUGGGGCCCAUAGGCCAGUGCCUACUCAGUCUAUUUGGUAAUCCAGCACUGCAUGGUUCACACAAGUUUCUUAACUACUGCUAUGUCUUUCUUUCUUUGUUACACUUAUAUCCUAUGUUUCUGCCAAAUGGCGAUCCAGUUAGCUAGCAGCAAUAAUACAAAUGCAGUGGUACCUUGGUUUAAGAACAGCUUAGUUUAUGAACAACUUGGAUUAAGAAUGCUGCAAACUUAGAAGUAGGUGUUUUGGUUUGUGAACUUUGCCUUGGAAGCAGAACAUGUUUCACUUCUUGUUAAGUGUGUUCCAUUUGUAAAUUGAGUCCCUUUCUGCUAUGGAAAAACACACUCUGGUUUAAGAACGGACUUCCAGAACGGAUUAAGUUUGUAAACCAAGGUUUCACUGUAUAAUAAAAAUAUCAAAAUACAAUAAAACAGCAAUAAAAUACAAACUGAGAAACAUAAAAAACCAGACAAAUAACCAUUUCGAGCCAACCACAACUUACUUACAAAUCAGCAUAUGGGUCAAAGGACUGUACUGUAUUAAUAAAAAUGCAUUUGCCAAACAGUGGAAAGUCAUCAGAGACACGGAUAACUGGGCCUCCCUUGGCAAAGAGUUCUGGGGUCUGAGAGCAGCAACUGAGAAGGUUUUCUGGGUUCCAGUUAGUUUUAUUGUAUUAAUGAGUAUUUUUGAGUGUGAGUAUUUUGUGAUAUGAAAAGUUGGUACACAUGUUAGUACUGAACUUUACACUGGAUACAAGCUACAUGCAAUUGAAAUCAAUGAGAAAAGCACAGAAGUUUUAGCUUAGGCUCACAAAGGUGACUGUGAGCCAAAAGUAUAUCCCGGGUUCCUGUUUCUCAGAGGACAUCAUCACAUUAUCUUCUGGUAGCAAGAAGGGAGAGUGUAAAUAGAAAGGUGCUGUUAUGAAUUACCCAUUUUUAUGAUGGUUUUGUUACUUAUGAAUAUAAUUAAACUAUGCUUUUAAUAAUUAGAUUCUUACUGUAGUUUUAAAUUUGUUACCUUAGCUGGAAACCAACAUACAUGAUUCUUAGUCAGCAUGAAGAAUAUUUGCAGAAGGAACUUCAGAAUUACCAGGAAUCAACAGAAAAAGACAAGUAUGUAGAAAUGUUUGACAGCUGUAUAUUAAGACUUCCAUAAAAUAUUGCUGAUUAUAAGCAAUGAAUUUCUUACCUAUAAAAAUGUGAACACUCAGGAAGAUAAGGAUCUAUUCUUUAAUGGAGAAUUAUAUUUUGGGGUACACCACCACUUCAAUGGCAAUUGCUGACUACAUCCUAUCACUGAAAAGUAAUAGAAAAAUACAGGUGGUUUCUCAUAUUCCCAACUAUGUUGUAGUUCAGUUAAGGCAACACAUAUUUUUUUCAAAUUUCCCCUGUGUUGAACUGAGUAAUUGUCUCAAGUACUGGCCUUGCUUUGAAAAGAUAGUUAAGUGGUGUCUAAGGCAGGUGAUUGUAUUUCCUUGUUUUAAAAGGAAAAUGUACCAGGAUUACACAACUCAGUAUCAAGAGACUUUUAAACAGCACCAAGAAAAAUAUUUAGCAACUGCCAUUGCUCAGGAAUAUCACCAGGAAAAAAAUGAAUUUGAAGAAAUCCAAAACCGAGUUCUGAAGCAGUCUGAGCUACUUAAAAAGAAAGAAGCUGAAGUGAUAGAGCUUCGAGGUAAAAACAUAGUUUCUAUAAUGCCAGUUAUCCCAACUGAAAUAAAAGAUACAUGGUGGAAUUCACCUAAUGAAUUCUAUCAGUGGAAGCCCGGUGCAAGGCCUUCUGCUUGUGCAAUGAGGUUCUUAGCCUUUCUUUCUUGUGCACCCCCACAAAAUGGGGUCUGGGUGUUUUGCGGGGAAAACUACUAGAAUGGCACAUGACAGGAGGAGAGGGGAAAACAUUCUGGAAGGCAAGCCAAAAUGCUUUGAAUUCAUCCACAGAAAUAAAACAGAGUUUGGAAGGGAUCUAAAAGUUAAUUCAACAGAUUGCAGUGAGUUGGGAUUAUUUUUCUUUAAGGGUAUGCCCAGAUCAGAAGGGCCAGUUGCCCUACAAUCCACCUGAAAUUAUUGUCAUUGUUUAUUAUUUAAUUUCUAUACUGCCCUUCAUCUGAAGAUCACAGGGCAGUUCACAAUAUAACAACAAAUACAUACCAUAAUAAACAAAAACAGUACCCCCAAUUUAAAAGGUGUAUAUAGUUUAACUAGCCAAAGACCUAGGAGAACAGGAAUGUUUUAGCCUGGCACCUAAAGAUAUGUAACAAAGAAGCCAGAUGAGCCUCCCUGAGGAGAGUGUUCCACAAAUGGGGAGCCACCACAGGAGAUGCCUGUUCUUGUGUUGCCACCCUCUGGACCUCUCACAGAGGAGGCACAAGAAGAAGGGCCUCUGAUGAUGAUCACAGGGUCUGGGUCGGUUCAUAUGGGGAGAGGCAGUCCUUGAGGUAUUGCAGUUCUGAGCCGUAAAACUUUAUUGUUAAAACUAUCACUUUGAAUUGAACCUGGAAACUAAUUGGCAGCCAGUGCAGUCGGUCAAGGAUUGGAAUGAUAUACUCAAACCAUCUUGCCACAGUUAACAAUCUGGCCACUGAAUUCUGCACCAGCCAGUUUCUGAACCAUUCAGAGGCAGCCUCAUGUAUAACACGUUUCAGUAAUCUAACCUAGAGGUUACAAGAGCAUAGACGACAGACGUUAGGCUAUCCUUGACCAGAUUCGUGCCACCGAGGCCACCUGAGCCUCAAGCAAUAGCAAUGGAUCCAAAACAGGAUCCAUUGUGCAGAUUAACAUGGUGAGAACAUGAUAUAGCACAAUCUGGAAUGAAAAGCUAUUUUUAAAAACCUUUGUGACCAGUUUUUACCCAAAAUGCGUAAAAAUGAGAUUAAUUCAUGAACAACUUUCCUUCCUCCAGAACCUGGUCCGUUCCAGUCACUUUUGCAGUGGGCAUUACAGAUGUAUCCGUAUACUCAGCUUAAAAAUUGUCUGUUUAAUAGUUGCGCUGUAGUUUUUCUUGUCUUUGUUACUGACUUUAUGAUUGCUGAAAGAUGUUGAAAAACAUAGGUAUCUACAUUGUGUUCCAGCUCUUAAAGAAGUCUAUUGAACUGUAAUUGACGUAGAGGGGUAAGAACAAAUCCUAUAGUUCAGGCCAUGUAGCUACUGUAAUCAACAAGUCAUGAGCAAGGAAGAAAUAUUAGUUUAACCAAAACUGCCCUAUUUACUGCUCUAUUUGCUAUUCACAAGUAAAGAUUUGUUCUAAAUUAUUUACAAUAAAUGCUAAAAGUUCUGUGCAUUUAUUACUGAUACAUUUUUGUCAUAUAUAAUUCACCAUGAAUCUUCAGGAUAGGGUGGGAUAAAAAUGGGAUAAGUAUGAUGUUUAUAGAUUGAAUACACAAAGGCCUUUUGUGCUAGUUGUUAUUCAGAAUGGUCUUAAUUCUUGCAAUAGCGUUCUUAACAUUGUUUUAGAUUUUCGGAAGCAGAGCCGAGCCUCAGCUUGCCCAAAGCAAUGUAAUAAAUCUAAGGAUUUACAUGUUGUUCAUAUCCAGUUCUUUAGCCACAGGAGGACACUGAAAGCUCAAUCCUUCAGUUCAGUUCAGUUGAAAUACUAGAACUCAUUUCACACAACCAGCACAGUUGUGAUAUGACAACUGUCCCCUCCAUCAGGCAUGAACAAAGGCUGUGAUAAGUGGUUUAUCUGAACAUUAAGCCCUAAAUAUUGCAUGGCAUGCCACUGUUUAUCAUCCAAAUGUGGAUUCCAGCACAUUUCUGUCUGGGUUAAUAGCAAAUGAUUCAGACAACAUGUUCAGCACAAAUGUGGCUGAAUCUGGGUUGAGAUUAAAAGUUACCCAAGUUAAACAACGUAAGUGUGAACAAGUUCAUUUAUUUCAAAGGCUUAAAUCCAAGUGAGCACACUAAAAUGUGUUUCCCUUUAGCAUUUUACUUUGACUGUUUGUUGUGUAUGUUUUAUUGAUUCCUUAACUUAAGAAAGUGCUUCUUUGAGGCACAACACAAAAGAAAUUCUUACGCAUGCAGUGGUUCUCAGGCAGCAAUCACUUGAACUAGAAAAAACAGCAGAAGAACUACAAAUGAAAAUUUAUUAUUUUAAACAGGUAAAAUGCCUUUUAAAUUCCAUGCUAUGUUACCAUCUGCUAAAACACUACUAUAUCACUCACAGUUGCUAAAGAUAUAUUGCAUUAUUUCAAGCUCUGUUCCAUAGUUGGUAAUUAUUGUGUUCUUACUAUUUUAAGAUGACAAAAUGGGAUUUCCUCAUUUCCUCUGAAGCAUUGUGGAUGAUACCCAACCCACACAUCAGAUAACAUAAUCACCCAAGGUCUCUCAUUUCACUCAGAUCUAGCAAAUCCUGACCCCCCCCCCCCCCGAUGCAGUUCCUUGUUCCUGAUGCUCUCCACCAGUUCACCUCUCAACAGAGCCCCACUGCCUCCCAACUCCCACAAAUUCAAAAGAAAUAUCUUCAUCCUAUGUUAAGCACCUGACAGGAUUUUAGAAUCUGACAGGUAACAACAGACAUGGGGGGGGGGCGGAGAGAGACUGAAGACCCAGCUACAUAGUGGUUGACUGAUUAGAAGUUAAAUAAAGGAACUGAGAGAUAAUAUAUAAAUGUCAAUGAAAUUUCUUUGUUGUUGCCAGGAAAACUUUACACUACAUUUUAUUGAAGACACUAAUAGCUCCAGCUACAAUUCUUUUUCCUUUAUCUUUUGAGUAUGUAGGUCACCAUUAUUGUCCCCUAUUGCAGAUUUGGGGCAGUAGCUCAGAAAUAGUGGCUUGCCUAAGGCUACCCACAGAGUUCAUGGCUGAGCAGAGAUUUGAACCAUUUCACUGCUCAGUGUUCUGGUUUCUUUCUCUUUCUCUUUCUCUUCAAUCAAUGUAAAAGAAAGGCCAUAUUGCCAUGUCAUAUUCACACAGUCACAAGCAGCAUAAACACCCUCAUUUCAGUCACACACAUACCUAUAGCAAUUCAAAAGAACCCUUUCCCUCUUGCCAGAGUUGGAAUUAAAAACCACCUAGCAUACCUCCCCUUCAAACGCCUAAAAUCCUGCAUCCUAUUCACAAUGUAGUCUGAUCCAUGCAUUAUUAUUGAACAAGGAGAACUGGUCAGGCUAGGUCAGCUUUUUAAAAUCUGUAUAUCAGUUCCCACUAAAAAGUCUGAAAGGUUCUGCAUAGUCUAGUGUCAUGCCACACAGUAGCACCUGUAAAAAUAUUGUACGUGUCAGGCAAAGUAUGUUGUACAUAGCAUUAUUAAUAAAUGUAUGACCUGGCGUGCUCUGGUCCAUGGGGUCACGAAGAGUCGGACACGACUAAAUGACUAAACAACAACAAUGACUUGGGCCUCAGGCCCAUAUAGCUUUUGAAGAACUGGAUUCAGAGCCUUUCAAUCCCUUUCAACAGGGUUCUUUAUAGCACUUGCUUUUCUGAACAUACCCCAUAGAGAUCUAAGAUUGGUUUUAUAUGUUCCUCAAGCCUCCACAAGGGUGGAGGACCACUUAAGACUUCCAGAGACUAAUGCAUCAGGUUAGUUGCCAGACUGGGGAAGUAUUCAGCUGGCUGUAUACUACUGUCCAUUGCAGGCAUAUUCUGCUGAUUCUACUAUCCAUAAGCUGUAGUGGUGGACUUUGGAACUCACUUAGGCUACAUAUGCAACAUAUAUUUAAUGCACCCACCCACAGAAUCCUGACAAUGUUAGUUUGUUAAGGGUGCUGGGAAUUGUAGCUCUGUGAGGGGUAGACUACACUUCCCAGGAUUCCUUUUAUAGGGUGGGAGCAAGAAAUGUGCUUUAAAUGUAUGGUGUGUACACAGACUCAAAUAGUGGGCGCAAUAGCCCCUAGAACCCUUUCCCUCUUGCCAGAGUUGAAACAUCUUUGUGGAUUACUAGGUAGCUACAGGCAAUGAGACAGCAGAAACAAAGAUAAGAGUGCAAAUGAAGAAAAACAUCUGAAAAUUUCAGCCAAAACAGCAUAGAGCCCAUUUGAAGGCUUCUGUGGUGGUGAUAGAGAGAUGACCUUUCCUAAUAGGUUGUUGUCUUAAAACUUAAUAAUUUUUUUUGUAGUUUAGAUUCUGAUUUUAAUAAGUUUAAAGAAAUGUAAUAGAUCCUGUCAUGCCCUCCCAUGAACAAAAGGGCUCCUUUCAUUUACAGAAGUGAUUGCAAUCUGACAGAUGAAGGUGAUUUUUACUAGUUCCCUGUAGCCUCCCCACCUUCUAUACUGCUUCAGAGGUUCCCACAACUCUCAAUAACAGAUUCAUAGUGGGCUAUGUGCAGUAGAAAGUGGGAAUCAGUGAAAAUUGCUUCCCUUUCUUUUGUCAGGGCACGUGUUCUCCUGUGAGUAGAUCAAGUUCUGAAUCUAAGCUACUGUAAUUGAUUCCUUUUUUAUUUUACUAUUGGUCUAAGUCAUUCUGAGGGCUUUUUAAGGUGGAAAGGUGCCAUUAAUUAAACAAGGGCAAGCAGAGAUAGACCCUUGGGUUUCUUGGGUUAGUGUAGACAAGUCAUGGAAAAAUAAGACUGCCUUUCUAUGCUGGAAGCAACUUUACAACUUUUAAGGAACCACCAGAUUUUUCAGUGAAGCCUAUGGGGUGCCCUGUAGUGCAUAAUAAAAGAGGGGCAUUGUAUUAAACAUAAUGCUACAGUGAAUAUUCUGUUAGUGCAAGGGUUUUUCCCUUUGUGGUAGAAGAUUCUGUCCCCGUCUCCUCAUCUCUGUACUCCCUAAAUCUAUUCUGGGGGUUCCUCCAAUCCAUGAGAGCGGGGGGGGGGGAAUCCCCUUAAACUAGUGCUAAUCCUUGAACUAGUACAAGAAGUUAGUUGAAUACUGUCCAUGGAUACAGUUAUAUCAUUUGUUUAUAUAAUUUUUCUUUAGCAAAUUGAAAAGAUUAAAGAAGAUCAACACAAUCCUGAAGUGAUAGAAAAGGAAAAUGCAAAAGAUCUUGAAGCAAGGAAAGCAUCUGAUGAAAGGCAAUAUUUUAAAAUUGAUUUUAUCACACAUAAACAAGUCCCGUAAACUGUAAUGCUAUAAUCCUAUCUAUAUAAACAUUCAGACAUAUCUGCACAACAAACAUAUAUCAUGUUUAUACCCCUUUAACUGCCUAGGCUUUCCCUGAAGAAUAAUAGGAGCUGUAGUGUUGGAAGAUUGUGCAGAUUAUAUUGUAUUGAUUCCUUACAUUAUCUUGUAUGUGAGUCCCCCUCCCCCAAAAAAUAACACUAGAGUUCCCAGAGGAGAGGGAAUAGUUAUUGUCAGUGCUCUAUAACAGUAGAAAGUAGCUCCUGCAUUACUCUAAUGUCAGUGCAGAUCUUCUGAUCAGCACUUGAAUAAGAGGGGCUAGUUCUGAACUGCCAUUGCAGUUGUAGUUGAGAAUAGCAUUGCCUUUAUACCUUUUUAUCAAGGAAGAAAUAUUUAUUUUAAAAGCUUUAUCUCUAUCUUAAGAUACUUUACUGAAGUCUAAGGGUGCAAUUCUGACUUCACUUAAAUAUUUGGCAAAUCUCCCAUUGAACUAAGGUUGCCAUAUUUCAAAAAGUGAAAAUACAGAUACAGAAGUUGUUGAGGUUUUUGUUUUUUGUUGUGGUGGUGGGUUUUUUUGCAAAGAUGCUGAGCUAUUCUUAAGGAAUUUUGCCAGAAUCUACACUUCUGACAUUGGUUGCCAUACGUCUGGAUUUUCCCAGACAUUUCGGCGAUUUCUGCCCAGGCACUGUUUCCGAUGGCCAAAUUCCGGUUAUGUCUGGGAAAUUCUGGACAUAUGUCAACCCUAUAAUAUACAUACUGUGCUACCUUUCUGCAUUUAAUGUCACAUGUCUUUGUUUUAUUGCAAUUAAUGCAAGAUCCUCUAUACUGCAUUUUAGGAUGGGGAUUUUUUUUAAAAGGAAGGUAGAGGGAUGUAUUAAAUGUUUUGUCCCUAUAUGGCUCAAUGUUACGUUCUUUCUGUUCUAUAAUUUGUCAUGUUUGUGUCAUGCCCAUUGGCAGGUAUUACCCAGCAAAUAUAUUAUAAUGGAUUCUAGCUUAGGCAGAGAAGGUACAUCUUUUCAAUGUUUUGUCCUUUACCUCAUUAAACCACCCCUGACCUUUCCAUCUCUCUCUUUUUUUGAAAAUCCACUCACCUUGUUUACUGUUUGCUUUCAUUGUAGCUUUUUUCUUCUUUCAGCUUGUUCAAAGAGAGUCACCAUGUGUUAAAAGAGAAACGUCAGAUGUAUGAAUCAUUACAGCUUCCUAGCAUUUGUCAGAAAUUAGUCCAAAGUUUCUCAACUCUGAAGCCAUUGUUUCAGCAAACGCAGAGAGGUAUAAUUUAUAUCUGUAAAGAAAAUAUUUUGAGGUUUCAUUUUUAGGUAAGGAGUAAUGUAGAUGUUAAUUAUCCCAUAGUAAGCAGUCCCUGCCACAUCUGAGGGGGACUCUGUGCAGUAGACACAAUCAUUGUAUGGGCACUAAUGUUUCUGAAAGCAUACAUAUGAUUAUUAUUGGGUGGGUGGGUGGUGGGUGGGUAUUGUUUUUGUUUGUUACUUCUUGUUGGCAUAUGUCUGUCUCGAGAAACGAUGGAGUGCUGCUGGAGACAAACUGCUGUGUUAGCACCGACAUGACCUCCCCAGGGCACAAGCGUGGGCAGUGUGUGUAUGGCAGUCUUGGGCUGCCCAGAUGACAAGAUCCUCCCCCUCUCGGUCUUACUGAUGUGGUCCAAAGAAAAGCAGAGCAAUACAUUUGGCACCAGCUUGGCUGCAGGAGUUGCCAGAAGGAGGCAUACAAGGUGCCAUCCAAUUGUGUUAAGGACUCCAGAUUUGUGUAGGGUUUACUCCUUAGGCUUUUCUUCUUCCAAAGAUAUCCUGCAAGGCAGUGGAUGUUUAGGACCAGAGUUUUUCUUCUCCUAGAUGGGCUACCUUUCCAGGUUGAUGAGCCCCAUCUGCUCCUCGGUUCCCUCUACAGCAUGUGCAGAAACUGCCUUCUUGACCAUUGGACCCACUAUUGGUCUCAUCCGCUCAAUCCACCACAGCCUGUCUUCGCAUGCAGGAGAAGUCUGAGGCUCAUCAGUUAUCCUCACCUGGUUUAGCAGCUAUGUUUUUAUAUUGUAAACCACCCUAUGCUUUGCAGUUAAUAAUAAUAAUGUAGAAUGAUCACAAUUGUUAUAUAGGCAAAUGCAUCAGUGUGUUUUCUGUACUCUGAAUUGCCUACACCAAAGGUAACAGAUAUAGUAUUGAGAGACUUUUCCACAUAAUACUUUGUGCCAGUUCUUCUCAGCAGUCAUCCAUAUAUAUUUUAAGAAACUGGUAUAUUUGUCCUGAAGUUUGUUAUCUUCAAGCUGAUAGCUUUCUGAUUACCUUCAUGCUGUUUAUAAGCAUUUAUUGUCAAUUUUGUUUUCAGUUGUUUAAUAAUAAAGCUAAAUUGUGUAAUGGCUAAUUAUAUCAAACUGCCAUUAAAUAAUAUAGGUAUGGAAGUGAGAAAAGAUUCUGCAGGACAUUCAGCAGUGACCAGUAUAUACUUCAGCCAUGUAGAAAAUGAAAGACAGGUAUGCAAAUGGAAAGCAGGUGAGACCAGGGGCAAGACAGGAGCAAUUUUUUGUAUCUAUUGUUUAAAAGAUGAUUUGAUUUAAAAGAAGCAGUCAAUUUUCACAUUGUAGCAUUCUACUUAUAUAUAAAACCAGCAACAGAAAAACAAAUCUAGAUGUCUAAAUGUUUUAUUAUUAUUUUUGUAUUGCUUCAUUUAUGUGCCACCACAAAAACUAAAGCCAUAAAGAUACAGUAGGAUAAAUACUAAAAUAAAAACAAAACAUACAAAAACAAUCCAAGCAAACAACAGAGCAACAUUUUUUUAAAGCUUCUGGAAGAGAUAGGGUUUAUAACUUCACUGAAGCUAAACACAACUCAGGGCCAUGUCUCAGCUGUAAAAGGUACCAGGUUCAAUAGUUGAUAUCUCAAUGUGGGACUGGAAAAGACUCCCCUCGGAAACUCUGGAGAGUUACUACCAGUUAGUGUGGAUAAUAUUGAGCUAGAUGAACCAGUGGUCUGACAGAAUAAACAGUGUCCUAAGCCCUUAAAGGAGGCCAUUCAGUUCCAGCAAAAGACCCUUAUCUUCACCUCCGAUGUCCCCAUUUAAUAUAAUGCAGCUAUAUGGAGGAGGACUCCACUGAUACAGAUUCUUUUUAUUUUACUUCCGUAUAUUUCUCACCUUUCUUCUUUCCUGGAAUCCAAGGCAGAGUGCAUGUAAUUCCCAGGUAGUCAUAUAUGGGCACAGACUGAACCCAGAUCUGCUCAGCUUUAGCAGAAUGGUGGCCUCGUGCCUUUAGCCUAUACAGGCUAUGUAACAGGCUUAUAUGAGGAAGGGUGAUUUCUGAGAUAGAUUUGGUCUUAGUUUGUGAAAAACCUAAAAAGUGAAAAACAGCACUUUGAUUUAGAUUUGGAAGCUAAAUGGUAACCAGCACAGUAGCCACAAAAUAUGUUCUCGCUUCCAACAUGAGGUGAGCUUCAGGUUCUCUCCCAGCCCUACCUGGAGAUGCCAGCGAUUGAACCUGGGACCUUUUACAUACAAAGCAUGUACUCAAUUGCUGAGCUAUGGCCCUUCCAUAGUUGAUCCUAGAAGCAUGGCGUUACCAGACACAAUCCUUCUUCUCUAGAGAGGGGCACAAGCUACAUCUAUACAGCCAUCACCUUAUCUUAGGUAUUUUUAAUGCAAAACAAUAAAAUGCAAAGUCACUGAUUCAGUGGGAGGUGUUACACAACCAGAAAAUUUGUUCUGCCUGUUCUUCCCCUCCCAAAAAUUGCAGGGCAAUCUCACCUAUCUAUCCAGACAGGACUAUGCAUAUGGGUCUGGCCCUGAGUCAGAGACUCCAUGCAGAUAUACAGCAAGAAACACAAUUCACCCACCCAGUCUACACCACUACUACACUGGUCCAUCCCAUUCUUCCCAGCUAACAAGGUAUAGGUUUGAUAGAAAGGGAAAGAGCUCUACAAACCCUGAUUCUUGUAAACCACUUAGAGGCUUUGUUACAAUUAAGUUGUACAUAAAAUUAAAUAAAUAAAUAUGUUUUUCAUCCUUUGAUAUAGACUUAUGUGAUGCCAAUAAGCAAUUUGAAGUUCCAUUGACUUCAGUGAGAGAAAUAUAGGUAGUCUCUUAAUUCUGCCAGAAAAAUCAAUGGAACUUGCAAGUGUUUAAGUUUGACUUCAUUGUGCCUUUGUUUUCAUAAAAUCAUAGAAUUGUAGAGCUGGAAGAGACCAUGAGGGUCAUCUAGUCAAACACCCUGUAAUGUAGGAAUCGCAACACGUGGUUCCCCCAUCCAAUCUGAAACAUACCAGACCCUGCUUAGCUUUGUAAAUGUGCUAGCAGUUUUAAUGCUGUACCACUAUGUGGUUCUUCAGCAUGCCAGAACAAUGUUCUACAUCCUUUUCUUUUGACCUUCCUUGCUAUAAAUAUGCAUUGUCUUUCCCUUUUAAGAGUACAUCAACUCACACUAUAAUGAGGUCUCCUAAUAUAUUUCAUAUAAUAGGUAUAUAUCAGAGUUUGUUUUUGAAAGCCUAAGUAAAAAGUAAAUGCUAUACUCACUUCAGUUAUACAGUAUAUUCUUUAUUUAACACAUAACAAAAAUGAGCCUAUUAAGUAAAUAUACAGCAAUGCAAAUUAAUUUAUUCACUAUAGCAAUUUUCUUUUAGUGUGUUUUUUUUUUAGGGAAACCAAAAGGACAAAUUGGAGCAGAUCUGAUGGCAGGAAAAAUAAUGUUUCAAAAUCAUGACCUGUAAAUAGAGGUCAAAAGAGCUGUAUUUGUACAGCCUAAGGAAAAGUCAACAUGUCUGAAUUUAUCAUUUUGUACUUCCCUUCAUUUGAAAUAUGUCCUCUGUUUUAGAAAUGUAAUGACACCAUAGGAACUAACAUAGCAAAAAAUGCCCAGCUUUCGUCUGUAACAAGCUUGCAAAACCAAACACCACUAAGGUAACUUUUAAAACAAAUCAUAUUUUCAUUAGUGAAAGUGUGGAUUAAGAAUCUUGCAUGAAGAUAAUGUUUUUGAAACAAACUCGUUAUCCUGUUUAUUGUCUUAGGUUGCUAUCUUAUCAGAAGCAAACAAACAACAGGCAGUGGUUUGAGGCUGAGGCUGCAGAAAUAGGUAUAAAAUGCAACUGAAACGUUAGAAUACAAAACACUUUAAAAUACUUUAUACAUAAUCAUAUAGCUAAAGAAAAGAAGAAAACUUCAUCCUGCUUAUUGACUUACUGUGUAAAUUACAAAUUGAAUAAAUUAGAGUUCUUGAUUUUAAAAUAAUGAAGAAUUGUGAACUUAUGGACGAUUAUGCCUAACAUUAAAUUGUGUCGCAACAACCACUAUGUUGGUUGAUGGUUAUAUUUGUGGUGGUGUUUCAUGGCCACAAUUACACACAGCAUAUGGGAUCAACUAAUUAGUGUCAGUCAUCAUCACUGCUUAAUCAGGAGCACUUGUCAUCAGCAAUUGCAGCAUUUUACAAAGUAGAUAAAGAAUAGAACUAUGAAUGACUUGCCUAUAUAGUGUAUUAAAGGUUUUCCAGUCAAUAUGGACCCACUUACACAGGAUACCUAUGCAGCCUUGUUUCUCAAUGUGCCACUUAUAGGACCCUUAUUUGGCCCUUUGAGCCUCAGUGUUGUUCCUGAACCCCUUUGCUUUUGUUUGUGGUGCCCAGAAUACCACAUUCCUCACAGGUGCAUGGAUCACCCCCCAGGGCAACAAAUCAAGAGGACUAUCUUGCAGUAUGUGGAACUGAAUUUCACUCUCAUGCUACACAUUGCCUUUAGAAUGAGGCUAAUGUAAGGGACAUGUAAGGGAUGGGUUAAGUGAUUUGUAGAAGACAUCAUCAUACUCUGCUGCUAAAAAACACAAAUAAACCAACUCUUAUGUUAGUAGAUCAAUGGUACCAACAGUGCUACUUUUGAAUAUUCUUUUCACAUGUGAUGGCCUGAUUUUUUUUUAAUGCAAGCAUUUUUUUCUAGGAGGAAAAAAGGUUGAGUAUAUGGAACGAGAAGAAGGAAACAGGACAGAGGAUUCUGCACAAGCAUUUCAAGUCCAUUUACCUUUAUUUUUGCUUUAUCUAUUUAUUUUUCUUAAAUAAAUGCCCAGAUAACAGUUUUUCAGUUCUAACAUGCUCUAUAAUGCAAUGUCAUUUGUAAGCUCUUCUGCCUGAAAGUAGAUGCAAUAAAAAGAAUGGUCCUGUUUUCACAAGGAGGGGCUAUGCUUGGUGAUAGAGCACAUGCUCCAAAAUGAUCAAUGAUAAGUUCAGCCAUGGAGGCUCUGCUCAAUGGUGCUGUUGCCCAAUGAGAUUUGACAGAUGAUGGCAUGUGAGGGCCUUUUCAGUGGUAGCCUCUAAGCUGUGGAAUGCUGCCCCCAACGAGGUGCAUCUUGCACCAACAAUGUAUAGCUUUUCUCAACAGGUCAAGAUGCCCCUCUUUGCCCAUGUUUUUAGUGGAGUGAAGUACUGUUUUUAGUGAUAUGUAACCCAUUUUAGGGAUCUUCAAGUGAAAGGAGGGUCAGAAGUUUAAUAAAUAAAAAAAUACUGAAGGCCCUAGAUUCAAUCCUUGGUAGGGAUAAGAUCCUGAUUGAAUCCCCGGGGAGCUGCUGCCAUUCAGUGUGCAUACAAAAUUGAGUUAGAACAAUGCCCUUUUAGCAUGGUGCAGCUUCAUAAAGUUCACACACAUGUUAGUGGUCCCCCAUUGCUCAAAUGCAUGGUUCGUAUCCAGCAGGAGCUAUCCAGCAGUAUCCAGCAGGAGUGUUCCAUAUCGUGGGCUCAGGCUUUUUUAAUUCAGCAGGCAUUUAAAGGCAGUACAGAAAUUGUUUAAAUAACUAAUCAAAUUUGUGUGUGAUGUCUAUAUACAGGUGAUUGAAGGGUUUUUUCAUUUUUUCACUUCCAUUAUAUAUGGAUGGAUGCAUGCAUACAUUUAAGAACGUUUCUUAUCCACCUUUACUAAUGUUGUUUUAAGCACAGCAGUCUUAUACCUGAUGAAUAUAAAAAUUGUUCUCUGUUUGAAAAGCCCCAAUAAGUGUGUCUUGGUGUUUAAACAGCUGUGAAUGCCAUAUAAACAUGGUCUUGUAUGUAAAAUUUCUCUUUAACAGGAUGGGCAGGCAACAACUGACUGUCAUUUUGCAGAAAGAGAAGACGAUGCUGAAAGCUAUCCCAGAACUCCAGAGCCUCACAUACUUCCAAAGACACCUACUUCUAGUAGGGUGGAAACUCCAUUGGAACUGUAAGGAUUCUUAGUUCAGAUAUGAGCUUUGUCAUUCUUCCACACUUUUGGAGUGAACACCCUACAAAGCCCAGAUUUUGACUGCUUUGCAACUUAACACCAAUUCCCACCCUCAAUUGCCAAUAAAUUUCUCCUCUUAUUUCUUUACAACAGAACUCCAUCAAAAGGUGAAGGAUCAAUGUCAAAGUCCCCUGCUUUUCCUUUCCUUUCUAGCUUUACUGCAAAGUCCCUUGGAUUUAAUUUCUUUGAGUCUUCUGUACUUGGAGCGGAAACUUCACUAGGCCAGGUAACAUUGAAUUUUCAAAAUGCAGAGCUGUGUGAGCUUGAGAAAUGUAUUCAUGAUGUAGUUAGUGUCAGACUAGAACUGAAAAGGUGCAGAUUUAAAUUCCCAAUCAACUGCAAACCUCAUUGGGUGAGGAAUGGAUAAAAGCUUGGAGGAGAAACCAUGGCUUCCACAACUAUGAGUUUUUUUGGAGAGCGAAGAUAUAAAUGUAAUAAAAUAAAUAUUAGAAACACAGCACGAAUAAUAAGUGUAAUCUGCGGGUAUAGCCAACCUAAUAGGCAUUUUCAUGUAAGGAUACAAUUCUGAAAUGCAAAGUUCAGAAUUUCUCUUUAGGGAUUGGUAUAGAUUCUUAAGCAAUAAUAAAAAACUAGUUCAUUGGGAGUCAUUUGCAAAAGGAUAACCCAAACUCUUUUGGAUGUCCAGUCCCCUGGGAUUUGUCUGAAAUUAGUGAUCUGUCCUUGGAAGUCACAUUCUUUUACCAAAGAUUGAGAAGAGAAGAUUUGCUUAAACAGGCCACAUACAGAAUUAAUAGCCUGUCAACCUGUAAAAGGGUGAUUACAAAGUUGCCUGUGACCUUCUCCGCAGAAUCUUCCAUGAAGUCUACCACUGACACCAGUCAGGUUCAAAUUAGACAUGCAUCUCCUUACCUGCCUCUCCUCCUUGAUGGAGUUGAGUUUUUCUUUUGUUACUUGUUUGAAAAGCAGCCUUGGUGACUCCAGUCAGAGAGUCCCAGUUCAUGAUAAACAUGGUCAUAUGCAUUUAGUUUUAAAAAGGUAAAGGGACCCCUGACCAUUAGGUCCAGUCAUGGCCGACUCUGGGGUUGCGGCGCUCAUCUUGCUUUAUUGGCCGAGGGAGCCGGCGUACAGCUUCCGGAUCAUGUGGCCAGCAUGACUAAGCCGCUUCUGGCGAACCAGAGCAGCACACGGAAAUGCCGUUUACCUUCCUGCCAGAGCGGUACCUAUUUAUCUACUUGCACUUUGAUGUGCUUUCGAACUGCUAAGUUGGCAAGAGCUGGGACCGAGCAACAGGAGCUCACCCCAUCGCGGGGAUUCGAACCGCCGACCUUCUGAUCGGCAAGUCCUAGGCUCUGUGGGGCUAACCCACAGCGCCACCCGCGUCCCUUGCUGCCUUUAGUUUUACUUGGAAGUAAAUUAUUAUUGCAUUUAGGAGUGGUAUGGCAAUCUCAGUCCUCAGGUUGCAAAACUAGUAAAAUGUAAUGUUUGCUUUUGAUUUGCUUUUUAACAUGCACAAAAUAAUAAAAAUAUUACAUUCAGGGUAUAAUCCUCCAUCAACCUACGUGGGAUUAAAGCUGAAUACAGUGAUAAUAAAGAGUAAACAUGCAUAGGAUUGCUGUGAACAUCUUAAAGAAAACGUAGCCAUGUCUUUACUUUGACUUCUGGAGCACUUGGUGGAAUUAAUGUCUCACUAGUAGAAGGGAUAACCCUUAGAAGUAACAUGCAUGGAGUUUAAUAACAAGGCUGGCAAAAAAGGCAAGUCCUUACAGCUAGGGUUCAUUUUUGGAAUUUCAGUUUCACUACAUCAGCAAAUCUCCUGUAGUAGUAUGUUUACUAUUAUUAUUACCUCCAAGCAUUUUAAGAACUUGGAUAAUUAAAACAUGGUGCUUUUCAAAUCCUGAAUUUACUAAUUUAUUGAUGAGUUUUCUAAUUAAUUCACUUAUAUAAUGAAUAUUAUGUUUCAGUUAGGUGAAAGAGUUUCUGCUGGCAAUUUAAAUCCUACUUCAUUACACAAAGGUAUUGGUAAGCUUUUACCAUGAAAUGUUUUGUCAAUUGUCGUUGUUUAGUCGUUUAGUCGUGUCCGACUCUUCGUGACCCCAUGGACCAGAGCACGCCAGGCACUCCUGUCUUCCACUGCCUCCCGCAGUUUGGUCAAACUCAUUCUGGUAGCUUCGAGAACACUAUCCAACCAUUCGUCCUCUGUUUUGUCAAUAGCUUCCAUUAAUUCACAUACAGUGGUGCCUCGCAAGACGAAAAGAAUCCGUUCUGGGAGUCUCUUCGUCUAGCGGUUUUUUCGUCUUGCGAAGCAAGCCCAUUGACGGGAUUAGCGGAUUAGCGCUAUUAGCGGCUUUUAGCGGCUUUUAGCGGCUUUUAGCAGCUUAUCAGCUUAUCAGAUAAGCAGAUAAGCGGCUUAGCGACUUAGAAAAAAGAGGGGAGAAAGGAAAAAAAAACCCCCAGGAACUCGCAAGACAUUUUCGUCUUGCGAAGCAAGCCCAUUGCAGAUUCGUUUUGCGAGGCACCUCCAAAACGGAAAACUCUUUCGUCUAGCGAGUUUUCCGUCUUGCGAGGCAUUCGUCUUGCGGGGCACCACUGUAUUGCUGAUAGGCACCCAGUAGCUUCAUUCCUUUAACAAAAUGUUUAAAUUGGAUUCACACGGUAUCAUAGAGCUUCACACGGUAUCAUAGAGCUCUUGGGCUUAGUGGUUUCUGUCUAUCCAUUCCACUUGCUCUUGUGAUUUGUUAAACUUUAAUUGUUCCAGCCAACUCUCACAGCAAUUUCAUUCACUCUUUUCAAGCAGUGGUCUGAAUAUUUGAAAUGUAAGGGUUCUUUGAACACUGUCAGUCAUGAAAUCCUGGCCUUUAAGAGCAGUGGGACAAUAUCAGAAUCUGUGUUAUGUCUAAUACUAUUUUUUUUUUUAGUAUUCAGGCCAUUUUUAAAAUAAUGUAAUUGUAAUUAAUCUCCAGUAUUUUUUAUUGUAUUCCUUAUAAAGUCAAUUCAAAUAUUAUUCCCUUCAAGGAAAUUUAUUUAGGAAAAGGGAGAAUGAUUAUUCAUUUGCAUUUUCUUUUUCAUCAUGCUCUUCCGGUCAAGCUUUUCAAGAUGAGAAAGAUGACAUCAGUUUUCCUUUUCCAGUUGGAUCAUUCCAAGGCUUUCAAUCCUUCCAAUUUUUUUUUUGCUUUUUAGAAAUUGUUCCUUAACUGGGCUUAGAGUUCCUGUGCUGUGAAAACACUCUCAGUCUCCUGACCUACCAGGGUUUGCUAAUUAUAUAGCUGUGAAGGAAAACUUCAUACUGGUUAUCCACUUAUUGCAUGAUUUACAAACUGCAUAAAAUAGAAUUCUUGGUUUUAAAAACAUGAAGACUCAUGAUUGUUUGGACUGCUGUGCCUAAAAAUAAAUAAAUAAAUUUUUAUUUAAAAUAUAUAUUAUGUUGACUGAUAGUUGAAUUUGUGGUAAUGUUCCACUGCUGCAAUCACACACAUGUGGUAUCAGCCAAUUAGAGUCUGUAAUCACUGCUUAAGUGGAAAAAUCAGCCACCACCAAUUACAGUAUUGUGCAAAGUAGUUAAAAAAAUAGACCUGUGAAUGAUUUGUUUAUAUAUGAUGUUAAAGGUUUUGCAACUAAUAUGGAUGCACCUACAGAAACCAUCUUUUUUCUUCUUCUAAAUAUGCUACUUGCAGGCCAAAUUCUUCAAGUUUCUCUGGUCAUUUGAGCAUCUCUUCAGUAUAGUUAUUGUACCUCUUUGCUUUUGUUUGUAGUGCCCAGGAUACCCUAUUACUAACAGGUGCACAGGUCAGCCCCCGGUACAGUAGAUCAAGAGAUGGAUUAUCUGUUUUAUUGCACUGCACUGCCUUUAGGUUGAGGGUAUAGGCUGAUGUAAGGGACACCAUGAUGGAUUAAGUGAUUUGUGGAACAUACCAUUAUGCUCUCUGCUCCUAAAAAAUACAAAUAAGCCAACUCUUACAUUAGUAAAUUUAUAGUAUGAAGAGUGCUACUUUUGAAUAUUAUUUUCACAUGUGAUGAGCUGAAUUAUUUUUAAUGCGAACAAUCUUCUCUAGAAGGAAAAAAGACUGAAUAUGUGGAACGAGAAGGAAGCAGAUCAAACGAUUCUGCACAUGUGUUUCAAGUCAGUUUAACUUUAUUUUUGUUUUUUCUAUUUAUUUCCUUCAAAUUCAUGCCUGGUUAGCACAGGUUUCUGCAGUUUUAUCAUGCUGUAUAAAUGCAGUGUCAUUUGAAAUUAAUCUUUUACAUGUGAGCUCUCCUGUUUGAAAGUAGUUGCAAUAAAAAAUAAAGUGUUUUCACAAGGAGGGGCUAUAUUUGGUGAUGGAGCACAUGCUCUAGAAUGAUCAAAGAUAACCUUGGCCAGGGAGGCUCUUUUCAACGGUACUGUUGCCAAAUGAGAUUUGACAGAUGAUGGCACGUGAGAGGGCCUGUUCAGUGGUAGCCUCUAAAUUUCAGAAUGCUACCCCCUCCGAAGUUAAUCUUGCAGCAACAUUAUAUAGCUUUCCUCAACAGGUCACUUUUAGUGGAGUGGGCUAAAGUGCUAUUUCUUGUAAUUUGAUUCAACUCACACCUACUGUUUCAUUGUAUUUUACAGUAUUUUACAGUGGUUUUAAAUAUUGUGUUAUAUGUUUUAAGUGACAUGUAACCCACUGUAGGGACUUUCAAGUGAAAGCCCACCCCCACCCCGAUUCAAUGCUUGGUAGGAAUAAGAAAAAUCCUGAUUGAAGCAGUGGAGAACUGCUGCCGCUCAGUUUGUAUACAAAAUUGAGUUAGAUGGUAUUUUAGUCCAGGGCAGCUUUAUAAAGUUCACACACAUGUUAGUGGUCCCUGUGGCUCAGAUACAGGAGCUCUGUGUUCUGUAUUAAGGUUCCAAUUUUGUAGAACAUCUCUGCAGCCGAGAUCAGACAGUCCUCCCUCCUUGUUGAUAUUCUUUAUUUUAGCAGAUAUUUUAAAGUGAUUCUGAUUUUGUAGUCGUCUUUCAACUGAUAAGCUUAGAGAAAACUGUAAUCAAACAUUAUAUUGUUAAAUAACUCAUCAAAUGUCUAUAUGUGAUGUCUAUAUACAGGUGAUUGAAUUUUUCACUUUUCACUUCCAUUAUACGUAUAUGGAUGGAUGGAUGCAUGCAUACAUUCAUUUAAGAAUGUUUCUUAUCCCACCUUCACUACAGUUGUUCCAAAAUUGGCAGUCUUAUGCCUGAUGAAUAUAAAGAUUGUUCUCUUUUUGAAAAGCCCCAAUAAGUAUGUCUUGGUGUCAACACAGCUGUGAAUGCCAUAUAAACAUGGUCUUGUAUGUAAAAUUUCUCUUUAACAGGAUGGGCAGGCAACAACUGACUGUCAUUUUGCAGAAAGAGAAGACGAUGCUGUAAGCUUUCCAAGAACUCCAGAGUCUAACAUACUUCCAAAGACACCUGCUUCUAGUAGGAUGGAAACUCCAUUGGAACUGUAAGAAUUCUUAUUUCAAAUAUUGUUAAUGAGCUUGUCAUUUUCCAGAGCACGUGGUAAAAGACUCUACCAAACCUAAUUUUGGGAUGUUUCCCAUUUUAACACCAAUUCCCUCUCCACCAUUCUUACUAAAUUUCUCCUUUCUUUACAACAGAACUCCAUCAAAAAGUGAAGGAUCAAUGUCAAAGUCGCCCGCUUUUCCUUUCCUUUCUAGCUUUACUGCAAAGUCCCCUGGGUUUAAUUUCUUUGAUUCUUCUGUACUUGGAGCGGAAAUUUCACCAGGCCAGGUAAUAUUGAAUUGCCAACAUGUAGAGCUGUGUGAAGUGAUCAGCUUAUUCAUUACUAAAAUAUGGUGCAGUCAGUGUCAGACUAGAAGUGAGGAAAUUUGAAUUUCAAUCCCCAAUCAACCACAAACUUUCUUGGUUGAGGACUGGAUAAAAGGUGAAUAGGGGAAACAUGGUCUCUACAACUGUGAACUGUAGUAAGGAUAGUGUUCAGAAAUGCAAAGUGGGAUGUUUUCUUUAGGGACUGGUAUGCCUGGCGUGCUCUGGUCCAUGGGGUCACAAAGAGUCGGACGCGACUAAACAACAACAACAUAGCUUUAGAAGCAAUAAUCGGAACUAGUUCAUGGGGAGUCUUCUGUAAUUGAAUAACCCCUACCUUUUUGCAUGUCCAGACACCUGGAUUGUGCCUGAGAUUUGUGACAUAUCCUUAGAAGUAACACUCUUACCAAGACUGUCACAAAACAUACGGCGUUUGAGAAGAGAAAUUUUGCUUUAACUUGCGCUGUGCAGCAUUUCCCUUAAUAGCUGGUGAACUUGUAAAAGGAUGCUUACUAAUUUAUUGCUUGGUUUUGCAAUUAAUUCACUUAUAUAUAUUAUGUUUCAGUUAGGUGAAAGCUAUUCUGGAAAUUUAAAUCCUAUUUCAUCACACAAAGAUAUUGGUAAGUUCUUACCAUGAAAUAAAUUGUUUAGUCAAUAGCUUCUCUUACUGCAUAUAUUGCUGAUAACAUGUGUGCUGAUAGCCACCCAACACCUUCCCUCUGUGGGCUUAGAUGAUGAUGAUGAUGAUGAUGAUGAUGAUGAUGAUGAUAAUGGCUUAGAUUUCACUCUACACUUUUCACCUGCUUUUGAGAUUCGUCACGCUUUAGCAAUUCCACCUUUAGGAGUGAAUAUUUGACAUAAUUUCUUUGAACACUGUCGGUCAGAAAUUCUUGUCCUUUAUGAGCAGUAGGACAAUCUCAGAAUCCAUGUCAUAUCUAACUGAAAUAAUACUAUUCUUUGGCAAUUUUUUUGAAAUAAUGAAAUUGUAAUUAAUCUCCAGAAUUAUUGAUUGUAUUCCAUAUAAAGUCAAAAGUUAAUUCAAAAUAUUAUUCCCUUCAAGGAAAUUUAUUUGGGAAAAUGGAGAAUGAUGAUUCAUUUGCGUUUUCUUUUCCGUCGUGCUCUUCCGCUCAAGCUUUUCAAAAUGGGAAAGACGACUUCAGUUUUCCUUUUGCUUUUGGGUCAUCCCAGGCUGCCUCACUAAAAGGCUUUCAACCUUCAUCACAAAGCAGAAAGUCAUUUUCACUUUUUUAA